Messenger RNA from Medicago truncatula (barrel medic), 1092 nucleotides. RefSeq names its product reticulon-like protein B8. The coding region runs from base 166 to 891 and encodes 241 amino acids. Gene Ontology annotation, biological process: response to bacterium. Lineage: Eukaryota; Viridiplantae; Streptophyta; Magnoliopsida; Fabales; Fabaceae. The record is from RefSeq and is a predicted model, not a curated record. The transcript has 6 exons.
UGGUUGUUGACCACUUUUGUCAGUUAUUGUUUUUGUCACAAUUUACAUGCUGUUUAACAAUAAACAACCAACCCCAUUCAUUCAUUUCUCCAUUUUCAUUCUCUGUCUGUCUUUCCCUUCUGUUUCAUUCUCUCUCUCUGCUUAGUCUCUGAUAGCACAGGAACAAUGCCUGAUAAAAUCACAGCAGAAAACCUCCUUCACAACCUUGUCGACACAUUAUCGGACAAGCCAAAAAAGGUAUCCUUCUUUGAGGAAGACAAAUCAAAGUCAGUGAGCUCCGAGAUCAACAGACUGUUCGGACGCGAGAAACCUGUACACCAUCUUUUAGGAGGUGGAAAAUCUGCGGAUGUUUUGUUAUGGAGGAACAAGACGAUUUCUGCUAGUUUUUUAACUGGUGCAACAAUUGUAUGGGUGCUAUUUGAAUGGCUCAAUUAUAAUUUUAUUUCUCUUCUCUGCUUUGUCUUGGUGCUUGGCCUGCUUGCUCAAUUUCUAUGGUCAAAUGCUUCUGGUUUUCUUAACAGUACACCAUCUCAAGUACCUCGUUUUGUUGUCCCAGAAGAGUUAUUUGUGAACAUUGCAACUGUAAUCGGAAAUGAGGUUAACCGUGGGUUGAGGUUUCUUCAAGAUGUUUCUUGUGAAGGAAACUUGAAGACAUUUCUCAUCGUUGUCGUAAGUUUGUGGGCUGGUUCAGUGAUCGGGAGUUGGUGCAAUUUUUUGACUGUCAUCUAUAUUGGUAUUGUUGCUGCACAUACACUUCCAGUUCUCUAUGAAAGGUACGAGGAUGAAGUUGACAACUUUGUGCUCAAGGUCUUUGGUCAGAUACAAAAUAACUAUAGAAAGCUGGAUGCUGGUGUGCUCAAAGGAAAACUCAAAGUAAAGAAGCAUGAUUAGAUUUAUCCUUAUCUAAAUUAUUGGAUUGGAUUGGAUUCAGGGAAUAAGUAGGGGGAUGAAAAAUAUUGAUCUCUCCUAUGAAUGGUAUUUGACUGAAAGAAACUUGCCUGUGUAAAUGAUAUUUCAUGUAGACAAUUUGUGAAUCUUAUCUGUAGAGUUUGAUUCAAAUUCAUACAUCAUCUUCAUCGUUUUUGAGUUCAA